Dicentrarchus labrax (European seabass) is the source of this 3105-nucleotide messenger RNA. RefSeq names its product 2-aminoethanethiol (cysteamine) dioxygenase b (gene adob). Gene Ontology annotation, molecular function: oxidoreductase activity, acting on single donors with incorporation of molecular oxygen, incorporation of two atoms of oxygen. NCBI's taxonomy places the organism in Eukaryota, Metazoa, Chordata, Actinopteri, Moronidae. The coding region runs from base 66 to 836 and encodes 256 amino acids. Gene Ontology annotation, cellular component: mitochondrion. The record is from RefSeq and is a predicted model, not a curated record. The transcript has a single exon.
AGGGCUACAGCUAACGAGCGUCCAGUGGAGACCGGAGUCACCGGACAGCCGUUCCUCGCUUCGGUAUGAUGCCAGGUGACAGCGACAUGACCUCCAUCGUCCAGAGAAUAGCUCGGCAGGCUCUCGUCACCUUCAGGAGCCCGCCUCGGGUCGGCGAAGAGGCCGCUAAAUCUUUUUUGGAGAACCACAGCAAACUAAAGAGUCUAAUGACGGAAGUACGAGCCGCCGACCUGAAGCUCGUCCCGCGGAGAGCCGACGACAGCUCGCCCGGAGUGCCUCCUCCGCUCCCGUACCACCACGGCGCGCCCCCGGUCACCUACAUGCACAUCUGUGAGACGGACCAUUUCAGCAUGGGGGUGUUUCUGCUGAAAAGCGGCGCCUCCAUCCCUCUGCACGACCACCCGGGGAUGCACGGCAUGCUCAAAGUCAUGUACGGCAAGGUCAGGAUCAGCUGCUUCGACCGGCUGGAGCGGCCGGCCGGCAGUCCGCAGGUGGCCCCUCCGCUUCCCCCGGCCCAGAUGGACGCUCUGCGGCGCUCCAUGCUCCGCUCCACCGGGGAGUACACGGAGGAGAGCGGCCCGUGCGUGCUCUCCCCUGACCGGGAUAACCUCCACCAGAUUGACGCCGUGGACGGCCCGACGGCGUUCAUGGACAUCCUGGCCCCGCCGUACGACCCGGACGACGGCAGAGACUGUCACUAUUACAAGGUUCUGACAGAAGCGGAGGUUAAAAACACAGAGCAGAAGGAGAAGGAGGUCUGGCUCAUGGAGAUCUCACAACCCCCGGACUUCUGGUGCGGAGGGGAGCCGUACCCGGGCCCGGAGGUCCGUCUCUGAUCCAUCUGACUGACCUGCAGCCACCAAAUGUCUUCUUUUCUCGGGCUGGUCUGGUUUCUGCACCCUGUAGUGGCACAAGGCCGGGGCCUGGGGCCUGGGGCCUGGGGCCUGUGGACUUGGUUGGACAAACUGAACUGAAUGAAGGGUCUCUAAAUCAUUAAUCCAUGUGUUAGUGGCACAGGAGGUCAUCACAGACACAAAUUAGAGGGUCUUAAUUGGACCAAGGAAGUCCCUGUGCAGAACAGGAGACUACCUGUUCCUUUAGGGAAAAUGAUUCAGCACAAAAUUAGGUGACCUCAUUGUAAGGCAUUGUUAACAGUGCUCUCACAGCUGCAACUCUGACAUAUAAUAACUCAAGUUUCCACUUCACUUGGAGCCCCUGGCAAUACUAAACAACAUCCCGUUGAUCCUUCCCUGUUUGUGCAUGAAGGCUGUGACUGCCAGGGAAGCAGGUAGUGCCUCAUCUCUUGCUUUUAAUGCACUCACAGGUCCUGUGUAUAAUGGGAACACCAAACGACAAACUUCAGAUACGUCUUUUACCCCCAGAAAGGGAAUGAAACCACACUCUGCAUUUGUUUCUCUGACCCUUAUUCUCUGACCCUAUCCAGCUCAAUUUUGGCAUCGCUAUCUUUCUCCUGUGUUGUCGGUGUGGGCAGCAAUCUCUAUAUCAUGUGUGUAACUGAGGAGAGAGAACACUUUGGAGGCCUCCUGUCACACACUUCUGGGUUCCUCUGAUGGAUUUAGUGUCAUUAUAGGUGGCGUCAUUUUGUAAGUCAGUACAGGAGCGUAUGGAUGGCAGCUGAAAGGGUUAUAAAGGGAAAAGCACCAAAAUUGGGAGUUUCAGAUGAUGUGAGCAAAUAGGCUAAAAUAAGACCCUGUAAGGUAUUUUCAAGGAGAGAUGCCAAGAAAUGACAAACUGAUGAUGUGCAGGGUGCAAAUGCUGCAUUCAAGAAAAGUCAGGAAGUCUGAAUUUCGCUCCCUGCAUCUGAUCAAAGUCGGGGCUUCAAAGUUUUGAUUCCAAAAUUGAAACAUUUGGGGCAGACUUCCGUACCUCGACGCUUUCACACUAAGCAUUACGCAGACAUACUUUUGAUAACCUCUAAAUACACUAAAUUUCAGUAUUGCAUGAGCCUCAAUAUACAACAAGUACUUGCUGGUGGUUUAAAGGUCUGAUAUUUAUUUCAAAUGUCUGGUGCAUGAGGGAUGCAGUGCAUGCAGUUUUCCACGCUGCAGCAGUGAAACAUAGUAGUUCAAUAUAUAAUCUACUAGAUUGGAAUUCCUGACUUCUGACUGCACCUUGAAUGCAGCAUUAAAAACGUAUGUGUCCUGACCUGAGCUGAGUUUCCCGGGACCCUGGAGUGGCUGUGUUGAUGUGUUUUAAAUGUCUUCCUGCUUCAGGCUUUGUGACGUUUGUUCCAGUCGGAUAAAGAACUGUGUGAAUCAGAAAUAUCUAAAGCUGCAAGUUUUCUUGUCUCGCGUUGUGUUUAGGACUCGACAAACUGUAGACUGCCUUUUUUUUUUUUUUUUUUUUCUUUUCUGGGAAGAGUUUGAUCCUCAGGGCUGUUUGUGAUCCGUAUCACUGACUGAUUGUUGGAAAGAUGUGCACUAAAUUAAGCUUCUGAGUACAAAUUUUGGUUUUCACUGUUCGGCAGGAAUGUGAGUGUGAUUAUAAAGUCAGGAUCAUAAAAAGGUUUGAGUUUGGAAUUAAUCAGACAUGCAAGGUGAAUGUGAGGAUUAUGUUUAGAAACUAAGUUUAUGGAGUGAAAACUCUGAAGCUAAACAAACUUCUGAACAAAUUCUCUGCUACUUAAAAUCAGCACUUAAAUUGUACGGUAUGUAUGGACUAAUGAAAAACCAUGCUUGUUCUGAAACUAGUGCUGACAUGAAAGUAAAGCACCUACUGUCAUAUUAAAAUCUGUUGGGGAUUUUUGGAGAAUCUGGCUUAUUGAAAUUGUCUGUUUGGAUCACUUUUAUUUCAAACUACAUUGUAAUUUGCAAAUAAAACUUUAACUUUUCCAGAGUUAUUACAAAAUCCUCCUUUGAGGACAGCGACUGAGACUGAUGUGCUGUAUGUUGUGUCACUGUGGGAGUUUAGACUAUAGAGGUCUUCUAAUCAGCUGAUGUUUCAUCAACAGAAAGCUCUUUAAAUCAGAAUCUGAUUCCCAAAUCCAGUUGGUGUAAAAUGAACAGUCACUGUAUCGAUGUAUUUUGCCUAUAAUGAAGAUUUUCUGUCUGUUCAUAUAAAAUGUGCUGUUUAUUUUUGCCUAAA